CAGCCAGCCAGCCAGCAGCAGCGGCGAGGGGGGAAGCAUCGUGGAAAGAGAGGGGGGACGGCGACGGGGACGACGACACGCAGGUGACGUCUCGGACGCGACGUCACCAUGGUGAUGCUCGAUCGACUGCGUGCGCGGUGGGCGGAUGAAGCAAUGCAAUUGUGGGAGGGGAGGCGAGGGCCCUACUUCCAAUUGUUUUGUCAGGAUAGCCGUCCAAUCGUAGGCGCUAGCGUCGUGCAGGGAGGGAUGGCAGCGCACUAUUCUCUCUCUCGGUCCCGGCGACCGGCGUCAUUCACUGCAGCGGCGCCGAUUCCGGCACCACCGUCCUUGGUGGCGUACGUGGCAUCCGGCGGCCGGAAAGCUUGGUGAUGGCGACCGACCGUACCUGUGGCUCUCUCAUCCGACCGCACCGCAGGGAAGAACGAAGGUUGUUGGAACCUUCAUUCACCAUGGGAAGGCCAAGAGGAGGUGGUGAGUGGGGAAUUUGCUGCAUGCCCUGUCAGCAAACAAAGGCAAGUCUAGCCAUCAUGGGAAAAGGUCUUCUCCAGAAAUUCAGAAAAGGUGAUUCUACACUUGGAAUGUACAGAGGACACAAAACCACCUCGCUUGGGUAAUGUGCACUGGGUACAGUCGUACAGAUGACACAAACCACUUCGUUCAAAAAAGGAAGUAAAAAAAAAUGACCGGCCAUUUAGAAAAGACUGGCAAUGUGCAUUGGGUAAUACUGCAGAUGCUAAUGAUGAUAGGACCUUUGCUUCAGGAUCCAAGUAACGAAAUCAGCAAUUUUGUCAUGCUUGGCUAGUUGAGUACCUGAAGGCUGAAGAAGUGCAGAGGUAAUGUGCUAGUGCAGAAGGAAGAAAUGCAUUUCUGCUUGAUUUAAAAGAAAAAAAGAGAGAGAAAUGCUAGGAUUUUUUUUGCCUUGUGUACCUGUGUACCAGGCCAGAACCCAGGAGGUGGCAACACAGGAGUUUUACCUAAUGUAUGUAUUUUGCAUGUACAGAGUAAACUAAUGCCUUACCCACGAUUACAGACUUGUUUCGAUGAUUUGAUUUACCACAAACAUUUUUUUUUGGAGCAAAGAUUUACCAAACAACUUUUUUUUUGAGACAAUUUACCAAACCUACGGGCCAGGCUGGGCUGGGCUUACAAGGAAACCAAACGCGCCCAGAAUGGAUCACAGAUCGGGCGCGCCGCGUUAUGGGCCAGGGGCGCCGCGAGGGGCAAACCAGAUCGAAAGCAGAUCCUUUUUCUCAAAAAAAAAAAGAAAAAAAUCAACAGCAGAUCAUAUGGUUUGGACUUCGCCGGCGGCGCCGCCAUUACCAACGCACCAGUGCCGGGUGCUCGAUAUGGCCCUCUACGCAGCGUCCAGGGUGGCCGCCUGCUGAAGCAAGGGAAGAUCCGGUGGGAUCGAUCGCCGGCCAGAUGAUGGGAGGGUGAAGCUUCCCGGUGCCGUGAUGUGUGCCUGUGCGUGCUCGCCGUCUACCUCAGGUAAGCGAAAACGACGACCUGAUGCAUAUAUACAAGUCGGUCUACGUAUAGGCAGUACUCAUUAGACGAUCUUGCAUAUAGCCACUAGUCAGUACUCACUACUCUGUAGACCGGAUUUGCUCUGUGGUUCUCGCUGUCUCACACAUCAGGAACAGAUUGGUGCAGUACGUCAGUCAGUCAGUCAACCCUGGACCCAACUGAGGGGCCGAAGGAGACCACUCAAGAAAUUGUUGCUUCAACUUUGACUGACAAUGAUAUUUUGAGUAAUGGCCUGUUUGAUCCAUGGACACUAAAAGUUAGCGAGCUAAUAUAAUAGCUGCUAAUUUUAGCUAGGUAAUUUUUAGUAGAGGUUGUUUGGAUCCACCUGCUAAUAGGUGGUUGGAUAAUGGAACUAAUAGUUAGCAAUCCUAUAAUAAUUAGUAGGUUUAUUAGCAGGACCUUUUGGAUCCACAAGUACUAAUUUUAGUAGCUAAUUAUUACUGUUAAUGAAUCCAAACAUGUGGCCCUAGUUAGGUAUAAAAUAAAAGUUGAAUGGUUAGAUUUGACAUCCACUGUGUUAUUCACUUAUAAUAUGUUACUAAAAAAGUGACUAUAAAGUAAGACUUGACAGCCAUAGCGCGUGCUCAGUUUCUCUUUCAAGCACCCUGAAGAACCAAACCCAAGGAAACCACUUCCGAGCACACCCAACUGAAAAAGUUACCCAAAACCCCUUUCUAGAUGAAAGAGUACCCUCUUGUUCUUUUUCCUUGCUAGAGCCGGUGGUGAAGAUCAACAGGAGGCGAAGCAAGCAUUCAAGUGGAGUCUGAGGCACAAGAAGCCAAGAAGGUUUCAAUCAGAUGGCCAUGGUGUACAAGAGGUACUGUCUCCGUGACCUCAACUGCUUCUUGCUGCUACUAGCACACCUCUUCUUGUUCUUGUUUCCCAGUAAGUCGGUGGCCACCGUGGAUGUGCCGUGUUCCGUACCGCCUAACAAGACACAGGAGGCCAUCAUGAAGAAUCUCUCAAGGGUUGUGGGUGACAGUUGGGGCUUCAGCACAAAUAUGUGCCUCUGGGUUGGAGUUGCCUGUUCGUGCUCUGGGUCUGGUUCUUCCAUGGUGGUGACCAACAUCACUUUGUCCAACUACGGCAUAUCGGACACCUCCAUCUUUUCCUCCUUAUGCCUUCUUGACACCUUGCUGUCCCUUGAUCUCUCAAGAAACUCCUUUACCAAUUUGGGGGACAAAUUCUCUGACACUUCUUGCCGCAUGAAGGAAGGUUUGCUGUCACUCAAUCUGAGCCACAACCAGUUGUCUCACAGGCUCAGUGAAUUUUCUGGUUUCUCACAGUUGGAGGUCCUUGAUCUGUCCUUCAACAUCUUGACUGCUGAAAAUCUAAGCUCAGACUUGGGUUCUUUCCACAAAUUGAGGAGCUUGAAUCUUAGUUCCAACAAGUUGAAUGGUGCUGUUCCUGUAAGUAUAGCCAGCUCCUUGGUGGAGUUGGUGUUGUCUGACAAUCAAUUGAAUGGUACAAUUUCUCCCGGUUUGUUUAAAUAUGGAAAUCUCACUCUGCUAGAUCUCGGCCACAAUAACUUCACAGGUCCCAUUCCCAGUAGUAUUACCAGUCAUGUCAGGAUGCUGAAUUUGAGUAAUAACAAUCUGCAUGGGGAGAUGUCCCCACAUUUCCUCUCGCAUAUGGGGUUGCAAACUGUUGAUCUUACUAGUAACAUGCUUGAAGGGACUAUUCCUAGCCAUUUGUCUCCAAGCCUCUAUGGCUUGAGACUUGGUGGAAAUAGGCUUAGUGGGAACAUUUCACAUUCAGUUUGUGAUGGCAUGGGCUUGAUUUAUCUUGAGUUGAAUGACAACCAGUUGACAGGAAAUAUACCUUCAGAGCUUAGUAACUGCAAGAGCUUGACUUUGUUGAAUCUGGCAUCAAAUAAGUUUCAGGGUCUAGUUCCUGUUGCCAUCAUUACCCUUGAGAAGCUGGCAGUUCUGAAUCUCCAAAACAACUCUAUUAGUGGACCUCUCCCAGAUAUAUUUUAUCUAAGAAGCCUGAACACAAUGAUUCUUAGUCACAACCAUCUCAGCGGAGCUAUUCCUUCAGAUCUUGGCUUUUCAAGUGAAUUAGCGAUUCUUGAUCUUUCAUAUAACAACCUGUCUGGUGAGGUUCCAUCUUCACUAUGGAACCUGCAAAGCUUGACACAGUUGGUUCUUUCUUAUAAUAAUCUUUCUGGGUUUGUUCCUGGGUUCCGCCAAAAUGUGGAUAUUGAUAUAGUGGGGAAUCCUGAUCUUGUAACUGGCACAGGAAACAACAAUUACACUCCUAGUCCUAGUUCUAGUUCUAGCACUUGGAAGAGAAGGGCACACAACGUUGUAGUCACCAUCUUUGCCGCUGCCAGUGCUCUUGUUGGAAUAUGCUUCCUUGUUGUUAUUGCUGUGAUCUCAUCUCCAAAGAGAACAUACCGUGUAGACAAUGUAAGGAUACCACCUGGGGAGGAUGAUUCUCAAAUCACUAAUGGUGGCCUUAUAGCAAUGAACUGCUUCCGCACCUCUGCGAUUAUGUUCAUGAAAGAAAAGCAGGAUGAAUGGCGAAUGACAGCUUUCCAAACUCUGAACUUCGAGGCUGCAGACAUACUCCAGGGACUAACUGAAGAGAACCUUGUCGGCAGCGGUGGUUCAGGGCAGGUUUACCGUGUCUCAUACACCAACCAGUACAACAAGAGCAUCGGGGUGGUGGCCGUGAAGCAGAUACGAAGCUUUGGGUCGCUGGACGAGUUGUUGGAGCAUGAGUUUGAGUCCGAGGCUAGCAUCCUAUGCAACAUCCGGCACAACAACAUUGUGAGGCUGCUGUGCUGCCUUUCUGGCGCGGACUCAAAGCUCCUCGUGUAUGAUUACAUGGACAAUGGCAACCUAGACAGAUGGCUCCAUGGCGACUAUGUCCUCCGUGCAAGGCACCCUAUGGCGAAGGCGCGGCCUGUGCAGCGUGUGCCAUUGGACUGGCCAACGAGGCUCAUAGUGGCUGUCGGCGCAGCGCAGGGGCUGUGCUACAUGCACCACCACUGCUCGCCUCCCAUCAUUCACCGGGAUGUCAAGACGAGCAAUAUCCUGCUAGACUCGGAGUUCCGGGCUAAGGUUGCCGACUUUGGGCUGGCUAGGAUGCUGAUGCAAGCAGGGGAACCCAACACGAUGACCUGGGUAGUUGGAUCAUUUGGCUACAUGGCUCCUGAGUAUGCUUACACGAGGAAGGUGAAUGAGAAGGUGGAUGUUUUCGGCUUUGGUGUUGUGCUGUUGGAGCUCACAACUGACAAGAAUGCCAACGAUGGUGGCGAUCACGGUUCCCUGGCAGAAUGGGCAGGGCAUCACUACCGAUCAGGGGCGAGUAUCCCUGACGCUACAGACAUCUGCAUCAGAUAUGCAGGGUAUGCUGACGAGAUUGAGACCGUGUUCAGGCUAGGCGUGAAGUGCACGGCUAACUCACCGUCCUCACGACCUACUAUGGAGGAUGUGCUGCAGAUUUUACUCAAAUGCAGCGAGCAGACGCUCAGGAAAAGCAGACUGGAGUGUAGCAUAGAGUAGAAGCAGUCCCGUUCUUGCUGUCAUUAGCGAGUCAGUCGUGGGAAACAGCUUUCCAACGGCAAGCAAAUUGUCAUCACACAGAAGAGUAGGUUUUAUUGGAUUGUCUGAACUCUGAAGAACUAACAUCUUACGUAUUAUCUUGGUAUUUUUGUUCAACAAAGGGAAGACCACAUUAAUUCUCAGGGAAUGAAGUAAAUUAAAAAUUCCCUCUA
Molecule: messenger RNA, 5251 nt
Organism: Sorghum bicolor (sorghum)
Lineage: Eukaryota; Viridiplantae; Streptophyta; Magnoliopsida; Poales; Poaceae
Product: leucine-rich repeat receptor-like kinase protein FLORAL ORGAN NUMBER1
Exons: 4
Coding region: 2325-5039 (904 amino acids)
Biological process (GO): protein phosphorylation
Molecular function (GO): protein binding; ATP binding; protein kinase activity
Source: RefSeq, a predicted model, not a curated record